Messenger RNA from Aquila chrysaetos chrysaetos, 1907 nucleotides. It is a transcript of the gene TYMP, whose product is annotated as thymidine phosphorylase. NCBI's taxonomy places the organism in Eukaryota, Metazoa, Chordata, Aves, Accipitriformes, Accipitridae. Gene Ontology annotation, molecular function: 1,4-alpha-oligoglucan phosphorylase activity; pyrimidine-nucleoside phosphorylase activity. Gene Ontology annotation, biological process: pyrimidine nucleoside metabolic process; pyrimidine nucleobase metabolic process. The record is from RefSeq and is a predicted model, not a curated record. Gene Ontology annotation, cellular component: cytosol.
UCUCGGGGUGUGAGGUGGCACUGGGGGCACCAGCCAGGGAGGGGGCACUCCUCAGCGAAGUGCCAUGGGACACCCCCCCCGUGCUGAGGGUGCCGUGGGUGCCGUGGGAGGGGAUGCCGAGGGCUGUGCGGGACCCAAGGCAGUGGUGGCCACGCAGGGUCCUCGGGCAUCGCCUGGGGUUGCCCCGUGGGGAAUUGGGGGGGACUGGGGGGGACGGGGGGGGGGGGCAGCCCUGCCACCCACCCGCUCCAGCCUCUCCCCGCCUGGCCCGACCCUCGCUCGCUGCCCCUGGGGACAGAGUCCAGCGCCGGAGACGCCUCCCUGCCGCGGGCACGGGGCCAGCCUGGGCAGGAGCGGGUGCCGGCCGUGUGGGAUCGGGGAUGGCCGCCCAGGCCUCCCUCCCGGUCCUCAUCGGCAAGAAGCGGGAUGGCGAGCGGCUGGAGGAGGAGGAGAUCCAGAGCUUCGUCCGCGGCGUGACGGAUGGCACCGCGCAGCAGGGCCAGAUCGGUGCCAUGCUGAUGGCCAUCCGGCUGCGGGGCAUGGACGCGGCGGAGACGCUGUCGCUGACGCGGGCCAUGGCGGCCUCGGGGCGGGCGCUGGCCUGGCCCCCCGCCUGGCGGGGGCUGCUGGUGGACAAGCACUCCACGGGCGGCGUGGGGGACAAGGUCAGCCUGGCCCUGGCCCCCGCCCUGGCUGCCUGCGGCUGCAAGGUGCCCAUGAUCAGCGGCCGGGGUCUGGGCCACACCGGGGGCACGCUGGACAAGCUGGAGGCCAUCCCCGGCUUCCGCGUCUCCCAGAGCCCCGAGCAGAUGCAGAGCAUCCUGGAGCGGGUGGGCUGCUGCAUCGUGGGGCAGAGCGAGGAGCUGGCGCCGGCUGACCGGGUGCUGUACGGCCUGCGGGACGUCACCGCCACCGUCGACAGCCUGCCCCUCAUCACAGCCUCCAUCCUGAGCAAGAAGGCAGCGGAGCAGCUGUCGGCGCUGGUGCUGGACGUCAAGUUUGGGAGCGCGGCCCUGUACCCCACACCGGAGAGCGCCCGGGAGUUGGCCCAGAGCCUGGUGGCGGUGGGCGAGCGGCUGGGCAUCCGCACGGCGGCCGUGCUGAGCCGCAUGGACCAGCCGCUGGGCCGCCGCGUGGGCAACUCGCUGGAGGUGCUGGAAGCCCUGGAGUGCCUGGAGGGGGGGGGUCCCCCCGACCUGCGGGAGCUGGUCACCACCCUGGGGGGGCUGCUGCUGUGGCAGUGCGGGCUGGCCGGGGCGGCCGAGCGGGGCCGGGAGCGGCUGGGGCGGGCGCUGGACGACGGCUCGGCCCUGCGCACCUUCGAAGCCAUGCUGGGGGCGCAGGGGGUGCCCCCCGCCACCGCCCGACGCCUCUGCACCGGGACCCCCCCCCAGCGCUGCCAGGUCCUGGGGCAGGCAAGCGUCCGUGAGGAGCUGCCCGCGCCGCGGGGAGGCUGGGUGCAGCAGGUAGAAGCCCUGCCGCUGGCCCACGUCCUCCACGACCUGGGGGCCGGCCGGGCGCGGGCCGGGGACCCCAUCAACCCCCGGGUGGGCGCCGAGCUGCUGGUGGCCGUGGGGCAGCGCCUGCGGGAAGGCGAGCCCUGGCUGCGGGUGCACCACGACGGGGUCCUGGGCGCGGGGGGGCGCGGGGCCCUGCAGGCCGCCCUGCGCCUGGCCCCGGGGCCGCCCCCCGCCCCUCCGCCCCGACUGGCCGAGAUCAUCCUGCCCCCCGGACCCCCGGGCCCCCCGGCAGAGGCAGGGACCGCGGGGGCCCCCCCGGCCCGCCGGGACGGGCGGUGAAGCCGCGCUCCUGCCCGCUCCUGCCCGCUCCCGCCCGCGCCGGGCCGGCGUCACGUGGUCACGACCGCAUCGCCCCGCCCCCUCCCCGCGGUCACGGUCCCGCCGGGC